CAAAAUGGCUAUCCUUACCGCACAAUCGACAAGCACGGCCGCAGCGUCAACGCUCACCCAACCGGCCGGAACAUCCGGUUGGGGUAAGUUCACGUUGCUGCUGUGGAAAAACUUCCUACUACACUGGCGGAGCAAAGUUUCCAGCCUGGUCGAGAUCUUCAUUCCACCUCUGUUCAUGCUGCUAAUGGUGGGACUGCGCAGUUUAACUGAAAUCGAACAUGUCCCGCACGUUUCCGUGUAUCAGCCGCUGGAUAUCACCAACUUUAGCGCUAUCAGGAGAAAUCUAGUUGUGCCGUUCCAAGAUACUAUCGCUUACUCACCUAACGGCCCUGCACUGCGCACUCUAAUGGGACCUGUCGGUGAGUGGAUGAAUAUGGAGGUACAUGGACUAGCGAAUGCAUCCCAACUGCAAGACUUCCUGCUCGGCACCAAUGCCUUUGCCGGAGUCGAGUUCGACAUACGGCUCAAUGCAUCCAGCAUUCUACCCCAGCGUCUGAACUAUCGGUUGCGUUUCCCCGGCGAACAGCGAGCCCAAUUCACCGUCGGCCAUAGCUGGCAGACAGAUCGUCGCUGGGGAUCGCGUCCCGAUGGUGGGGCCCGAUUUGCGGAGGACAGCGAUGGUGGACCGUCGCCCGGUUACUUCCGGGAAGGAUUUCUCACACUACAACACUAUAUCUUUAAAGCGUUUCUAGAGCAGGUGAAAACCAUCCCGGACCCAGUGCCGGAUGUGUAUCUGCAGCGUUUCCCAUAUCCACCGUUUCGGGAGGAUAGUUUCCCAUCCAGCCUGACCACGUUCCUGCCGAUUUCGGUAAUGUUGGCAUUUAUCUACCCUUGCAUAAGCAUCGUGAAAAACAUUCUGUUCGAGAAGGAAAAACAAAUCAAGGAAGCGAUGAAGAUUAUGGGCCUCCAGAACUGGGUACUGUGGAGUUCCUGGUUUGUGAAGUGUUUUGUGUUUACACAGAUAUCGGUCAUUCUGGUGGUACUGUUCCUGAAGGUGCCCUGGUACUCGACACCGAACGUAUCAGUGUUGACGUACUCCGAUUGGGGUUGCAUCUGGUUGAUCUUCUUCGUGUAUGGGAUUGCGAUCAUCACGUUUUCCUUCAUGCUGAGCACACUGUUUUCGAAGGCAAAUUCUGGUGGUGCUGUGGCAGCCAUUAUAUGGUUUCUAGCGUUCGCACCGUACAUUAUUAUGGUGCAGGAUUAUCGAAACUUGACCGUAUCCCAGAAGCUUGGUUCGUCGCUGUUACUCAACUCGGCUAUUGGGUUUGCAAUGAGACUUGUUGGAGUUUAUGAGGGUACUACGCAAGGUGUGCAGUGGUCGACCCUGUUCCAUGACAGCGAUGUGGACGAUAUCAACAUUGGCCAGAUGCUGCUGAUGUUGCUCGGCGAUGCGGCCAUCUAUAUGCUAAUUGCGCUAUACAUCGAGCAGGUAUUUCCCGGUGACUUUGGUCUGGCUCAACCGUGGUACUUCUUCGUUACGAAGCGAUUCUGGUGUGGUGAACGUGUCUCCUCUAAUGAACCAGCAGUUCGCACUGAACCCAGCAAAACGGACGAUAUUAUCGAAGCAGAACCGAAGGGUCGCAUCCCGCGCAUUCAGAUUCAAGAACUUCGGAAGGUAUAUUCGAACAAAAAGAUUGCCGUCGAAGGGCUUACGUUCAACAUGUUUGAAGGGCAAAUUACGGCUUUGCUAGGCCAUAAUGGUGCCGGUAAGACUACCACCAUGUCGAUGCUGACCGGUAUGAAGCGUCCCAGCUCGGGUACCGCUAUUAUCUGGGGUCACGAUAUAAGAACGGAGAUGAAAUCGGUCCGCAUGUCGCUGGGAUACUGUCCCCAGCAUAAUAUCCUUUUCGAUGGGUUAACGGUGCGUGAACAUCUUUACUUCUACGGACGUCUAAAAGGACUCUCAAAGCUGCAAGCCCAAUAUGAGAUCGAUAAGUACAUCAAGGCACUCGAACUACUCGACAAGGCGGACGUACGCUCAUCCAGCCUGUCCGGCGGUAUGAAGCGUAAGCUUUGCGUCGGUAUUGCAUUAUGUGCCGGAUCGCGUGUAGUGCUCUGCGAUGAGCCCACAUCCGGAAUGGAUCCGGCAGCAAGACGUGCACUGUGGGAUUUACUGAUCGCCGAAAAAACGCGCCGCACGAUGAUCCUAUCGACGCACUUCAUGGAUGAAGCGGACAUGCUUGGUGAUCGUAUUGCGAUAAUGGCGGACGGUAAGCUGAAAGCGGUUGGAUCAUCGUUUUUCCUGAAGAAAAAGUAUGGCGUUGGAUAUCGGUUGAUCUGUGUGAAGAGAUCCGAGUGCGAUGUGGAACAGGUAACAGAUUUGCUGCGAAAACACAUCCCCUACAUACAGGUGGAGUCGAAUGUUGGCUCGGAGCUGUCCUAUUUGCUGCAGGAGGAACAUUCGCGUGGAUUCCAAACGUUGCUGGAAGAUUUGGAAAAGCAUGGCGAAGAGCUGAAGAUUUGUGACUUUGGCAUUUCACUUACUACGCUCGAGGAGGUGUUCAUGAAGGUGGGUUCCGACUCGACCGGAGUGUCACAGAUCGGGGAGGAAGCAAGUGUGCACAGUUUGCACUCAUACAGUACCGGGACGGAUAUGGAAUCACGCACCACGAUCGACGAUUACGAGCUGUUGGAAGGAUCGCGGCUGUUUUUAUAUCAGAUAUGGGCACUGUUUCUGAAGAAGAUCUACCAGACCUACCGGAACUGGUUCUUAUUGGUGGUGCAAGUGUUGAUUCCGGUACUGUUCGUAGCGGUAACGAUCGCCGUUGUGCGGAACUGGGGAGGAUCCGGUAAUAUGCCACCUCGGGCGAUAGGAUUACGCUUCUACAACCCGUCCGUAACGCUUAUACAGAUGGAACCGGAACAUCAGAUUGGUUCGCUUCAGGAAAGAAUCCUGGACAACUAUAUGCGACUCUUCAUCAGUAUGCCAAGCUUACCGUUACGCCGUGAAGAGUGGAUGGAGGACAUAUUUUUGCAAUUUGCCAACACGAACCUGAUGCUCGUAAAUCGUCAGUUUAUUGUUGGUGCUGGCAUCUUGAACGAUAACUUGACCGCUUGGUUCAAUAACGAAGCGCUGCAUUCGCCUCCGGCCGCAUUACAGAUGAUGCACAAUGCACUGCUCAAGACGUUUACCGCAUCGUCGGGAUACAAUAUUUCGCUUACGAAUUCACCUCUGCCAUACACAGACGAGACGAGGCUUCAACUCAUGCGCACCUUCAACAAUCUAGGCUUCCAGUUGGCUUACUACACCGGCUUUGCAAUGUCUUUCGUGGUUGGUUUCUACGUCAUCUUCUACAUCCGCGAACGUGUCACAAAAGCGAAACUGCUGCAACUCGUGAGCGGUGUCAACCGUUUGACCUACUGGUUUACCGGCUUCAUCUGGGACUAUCUAACAUACGCGUUCGUGUGUAUCUUCAUCAUCAUAACCGUAGCCAUCUUCCAGGAGCCUGGAUUUAGCACCGGUGGUGAAGUGUUUCGUCUCUACUCUGUCUUCCUAUUCGUUGGAGUACCAGCACUACCACUGACAUACAUCGUGACGCUUUACUACAACGUCGCACCGGCAGCAUUUAUCCGUAUCAGUGUGGCGUACAUCGUCACCGGCACGGCACUGUUCAUCUUUGUCUAUCUGCUCGGUACGGACAUGUUCGAGCUGGAGGAACUGUCUGAGGUACUAUCGAACGUGUUCCUAAUCUUCCCACACUUUGCCCUGUGUGAUGCGAUCGUCAAUCUGAGUCACAUGUCCGUUACGAUCGAUACGUGUGAUGCAGUACGGCCGCCAGGUGUUACUCCACUACCGAUCUGUGAGGAGGGUCUACACUACUACCAGUGGGAACGUCCCGGCAUUGGACGCCAUCUGUUCUACUGUCUCACGAUGACCGUUGUGUACUUCGUGAUACUGUUUGUGCUCGACUUUAAGGUGUUAAAGUUGAUCGUACAGAAGGUACGCGAGUGGUACCAUCGCAAGCACUACAAAACGAACACGGGAUCCGGUUCGGCGGAGAUCGAUUCGGACGUGCAGAGGGAGAAUGAACGUAUCGCUGCCAUGUCGGUUGAUGAACGAUCGCGCACCAACCUAGUAGCGCACGAGAUGACAAAGUACUACAAUCGAUUCCUUGCCGUAAAUAAGCUCAGUGUGGGCAUCAACAGCUCCGAAUGCUUCGGACUCCUCGGUGCGAACGGUGCCGGCAAAACGACCACCUUCAAGAUGCUGUCCGGCGACGAAACGAUCUCGUUCGGCGAUGCCUGGAUCAAGGGUCACAGCUUGAAGAGUGAGCUGAAGAAGGUUCACCAGCACAUCGGCUACUGUCCACAGUUUGACGCACUGAUCGAGGACCUUACCGGGCGGGAAACGUUGAAGCUGUUCUCACUGUUGCGUGGCGUCCCGCGGUUUAACAUCCCGUUCGUCAGCAUGUAUCUCGCGCGUGAAUUCGGCUUCGAGAAGCAUCUGGACAAACAGGUCAAGGCGUACAGUGGGGGCAACAAGCGUAAGCUAAGUACCGCCCUUGCGAUGCUCGGUAACCCGUCGGUGGUGUAUCUGGAUGAACCAACGUCCGGGAUGGAUCCGGGUGCGAAGCGUAACCUUUGGAACGGUGUCUGUAGGGUGCGUGACAGUGGUAAAACGAUCGUACUUACCUCGCACAGUAUGGAGGAGUGUGAGGCACUCUGCACCCGGCUAGCCAUCAUGGUAAAUGGGGAGUUCAAGUGUAUCGGGUCAACGCAACACUUGAAGAACAAGUUCUCGCAGGGCUUUGUGUUGACGAUCAAGGCGAAACGGGUGGAUUGUGGGGGUAAGGGGAAGGAAAGCGAUACGCUCGAUCUGCAGAACAUUAAGGAUCACAUCGUCACACAGUUCCCGGAUUCACAUCUCAAGGAGGAAUACCAGGACCUGUUGACGUACUACAUCCGCUCGAAUAGCAUGAAAUGGUCGCAGAUAUUCGGUGUUAUGGAGCAAGCGAAACAGCAACUGAACAUCGAAGAUUAUUCGAUCGGACAGACGAGUCUGGAGCAGGUGUUCUUAGCUUUUACCAAGUACCAAAGAGAGUAGUAGUA
Molecule: messenger RNA, 5049 nt
Organism: Anopheles maculipalpis
Lineage: Eukaryota; Metazoa; Arthropoda; Insecta; Diptera; Culicidae
Product: phospholipid-transporting ATPase ABCA3-like
Exons: 7
Coding region: 5-5044 (1679 amino acids)
Biological process (GO): lipid transport; transmembrane transport
Cellular component (GO): membrane; intracellular membrane-bounded organelle
Molecular function (GO): ABC-type transporter activity; ATP binding; ATP hydrolysis activity
Source: RefSeq, a predicted model, not a curated record